GGAACGAAGUGCGUCCGUAUAUAAACGUGAACGGUUACAACCAUCUAGUUAGUCGUCCAUUUCAGCCGAUUUCCAACUCUCUUUGCUUUCUUUCAAGCUAUUUACACAAUCACAGAUUGACCAUCAUGUCUGCGUUCUACCAAUUCUUGAUCUUCUUCGGAUUGGGUGUUGGGGCUGUAAUGGGCAACAAUUACAAGGCGCCUUACCAUCAACCCAAAUACGAGCCAGAGAUCCCUGCCUGUUCCAAGAACACGACCAAGAAUUGGUGCCUGGAAGAUUCCGAAUAUCCAGCCUAUGAAGUCGUUUACGAGCUGGACAAACAUUACGAAGCCGUUGUGGCUCUGUACAAGAACGUCGUCGCCGAAACGGCCAACUCGGUCGAUACCCUCAGCAAAUUGGAACAGGAGACUUACCUUUGCCCCAGCAAAACUUCUUACGUCCAGCCGCUACGUGCAGUCAACACCAAAGGCAAAUGGCGUGUCAUCAUCAACAAAGUCGAAUCUUAUGGCAUCAAAUACGAUCAACAUGCCCGCAUUGAAGAAUGUGAAGAUGAUGCUGCUGGAAAGGCCUGCCCAUUGGUGCCCACCUGUUACGAAUCGAAAUGCAUGCAAAAAAGCAUUUAUUACCGUUUCCUCGUCUACGAUCCCACCGAUUAUUAUUUCCCAUUCGCCAUUGAAACUUUCAAAUUGCCCGCAUCUUGCGCCUGUUUCGUUGGAGCUUUCAAACUCUAGUCUUUUACCAUCCUUUUCUAUCUUUUCUUUUCUUACUUCUUUUCCAACCAAAGUUCAGUCAAAACGAUCCCUGUUAUAUUUUUUAUAAAAUAUCUCUGCGCUUCACAGUCGACUUAGUGAACAAAUGAAAGACUCACGGUGGAGCGCAAAGGUUGGCGGUACCAUCAACAACGAAAAACCAUCUCAAUGAAAGCAGUCCCUUCUCAACACCAUGGAUUAUUUAAUAAUUGAAGAUACUACAUGUGCAUUUUCUACUAAAUGAAUUUGCUGUAAAAUUGUUUUAGCAGGAUUCCUCUGUGCUAGUUCGUAAUUUUCCCCAACAGAUAAUAAAUUGGAAUUUUUCUUAAAUAAAUAUCAUAUGAAAAGAA
Messenger RNA from Daphnia magna, 1099 nucleotides. RefSeq lists its product as uncharacterized. The record is from RefSeq and is a predicted model, not a curated record. The coding region runs from base 126 to 731 and encodes 201 amino acids. Gene Ontology annotation, biological process: central nervous system formation; regulation of Toll signaling pathway; innate immune response. Gene Ontology annotation, cellular component: extracellular region. Gene Ontology annotation, molecular function: Toll binding; growth factor activity. Lineage: Eukaryota; Metazoa; Arthropoda; Branchiopoda; Diplostraca; Daphniidae. The transcript has 2 exons.